GUAGGAACACUGCCCCACCAAGCCUGAGUAAACCUUGAGAGCAGAAGGAGAGGUCAGGCUGAUCUGAGCACCCACAUGCAAGGAAGGACUUUUCUCACUCCUCGUCUCCAAAUAGUUUGGCACUUCUCUUCCAAAAGGUAUUGUUGCCGUUGAAAGUCUUACCCUGUGGCCUCAUCUCACCUUCCAGAUCAUGGAGUUCUCCAAACUUCCAAAGAUUGGGGAUGCAGAGAAAGAGAGUGAGAUGGGAUUUGUGCAUGGUGUCUCUGGACCAGUGGUGAUUGCCUGCAAGAUGGCUGGAGCUGCCAUGUACGAGCUGGUGCGCGUCGGACACUUUGAGCUGGUGGGCGAAAUAAUCCGUCUGGAAGGUGAUUUGGCUACCAUCCAAGUCUAUGAGGAGACCUCGGGUGUUUGCGUGGGGGAUCCUGUGCUGAGGACUGGGAAGCCGCUCUCGGUGGAGCUUGGCCCAGGCAUCAUGGGGUCCAUCUUUGACGGGAUCCAGCGGCCCCUGAAAGACAUCACAGAGCUCACCAAGAGCAUCUACAUCCCCCGAGGCAUCAACAUCUCGGCUUUGUCCAAGGACCUGAAAUGGGAGUUCAGUCCCAGUCCAAACAUCCGGGUUGGGAGCCAUGUAACUGGCGGCGAUAUUUACGGAACAGUGCGCGAAAACUCUCUCAUCAAGCAUAUGAUCAUGGUGCCACCCCGGUGCCGGGGCACAGUCACCCACGUUGCCCCAGCUGGGCAGUAUGAUACUUCGGAUGUGGUGUUGGAACUCGACUUUGAGGGAGUGAAGGAGAAACUCACGAUGGUGCAGGUGUGGCCCGUCCGGCAGAUCCGUCCCGUGUCAGAGAAGCUCCCGGCCAAUCAUCCACUGCUGACUGGCCAGAGGGUCCUGGACGCCCUCUUCCCGUGUGUCCAAGGCGGGACCACAGCCAUCCCAGGCGCCUUCGGCUGUGGCAAGACAGUCAUCUCCCAGUCGCUGUCCAAGUAUUCCAACAGCGAUGUCAUCAUUUACGUGGGCUGCGGCGAGCGGGGCAACGAGAUGUCUGAAGUGCUGAGGGACUUCCCCGAGCUGACGAUGGAAGUGGACGGCAAGACGGAGACCAUCAUGAAGCGCACCUCGCUCGUCGCCAACACGUCCAACAUGCCUGUGGCCGCACGAGAGGCCUCCAUUUACACAGGGAUCACACUCUCAGAGUACUUCCGUGACAUGGGCUACCACGUCAGCAUGAUGGCCGACUCCACUUCCCGCUGGGCGGAGGCGCUCCGUGAGAUCUCUGGGCGUUUGGCCGAAAUGCCUGCAGACAGCGGGUACCCGGCCUACUUGGGUGCCCGCCUGGCUUCCUUCUAUGAACGGGCUGGGCGUGUGAAGUGCUUGGGGAGUCCAGAGCGGGAAGGGAGCGUCAGCAUCGUCGGAGCGGUCUCCCCUCCUGGCGGUGACUUCUCUGACCCAGUCACCUCAGCAACGCUGGGGAUCGUCCAGGUCUUCUGGGGGCUGGACAAGAAACUAGCUCAGCGAAAGCACUUCCCAUCAGUGAACUGGCUGAUCAGUUACAGCAAAUACAUGCGGGCGUUAGAUGAACACUAUGAGAGGCACUACCCGGAGUUCGUCUCCCUGCGCACUAAGGCCAAGGAGAUCCUGCAAGAGGAGGAAGAUCUGGCAGAGAUUGUCCAGCUGGUUGGAAAGGCGUCCCUUGCUGAAACGGACAAGAUCACCCUGGAGGUGGCCAAACUGAUCAAGGAUGACUUCCUGCAGCAAAACGGCUACUCUUCCUAUGACAGGUUCUGCCCUUUCUACAAGACAGUAGGAAUGCUCCAGAACAUGAUUGGCUUCUAUGAGUUGGCCCGCCAUGCAGUAGAGUCCACUGCUCAGUCCGAGCACAAAAUCACCUGGGCUGUCAUCCGCGAGAACCUUGGGGAGAUCAUGUACAAGCUGAGCUCCAUGAAGUUUAAGGAUCCAGGGAAGGACGGAGAGGCAAAUAUAAAAGCUUACUACGCCCAGCUUAGCGAGGAAAUGCAGAAUGCGUUCCGCAACUUGGAAGACUAAAAAGGAGGACUUGGAGGACUCAAAACUUUGAGUGAUUUGCAGCAAGACUUUUCACAUUUCAGGGUGGCGGCGAUGUAACAGCUCCAAUCAGGAACUCAUU
Zootoca vivipara (common lizard) is the source of this 2144-nucleotide messenger RNA. RefSeq names its product V-type proton ATPase catalytic subunit A. Gene Ontology annotation, cellular component: proton-transporting V-type ATPase, V1 domain; lysosomal membrane. The record is from RefSeq and is a predicted model, not a curated record. Lineage: Eukaryota; Metazoa; Chordata; Lepidosauria; Squamata; Lacertidae. Gene Ontology annotation, biological process: proton transmembrane transport; ATP metabolic process. Gene Ontology annotation, molecular function: ATP hydrolysis activity; ATP binding; proton-transporting ATPase activity, rotational mechanism.